Molecule: messenger RNA, 1974 nt
Organism: Penaeus vannamei (Pacific white shrimp)
Lineage: Eukaryota; Metazoa; Arthropoda; Malacostraca; Decapoda; Penaeidae
Biological process (GO): cell surface receptor protein tyrosine kinase signaling pathway
Cellular component (GO): cytoplasm
Source: RefSeq, a predicted model, not a curated record
UACAUGUAUGUGAUUCUUUUGGCGGUAGCUGCAAGUUCUUCCUAAAUGAUAAACCCGAAUAUACUACUUGGCAACCGCCACAUCCUCCGAUUCGAUGUCAAAAGUCACACUCUCUCAAAAGUCACACAACCUCUCUGUGAUACUUUUUUUCUGCAGGAGCGGCGCAAUCAGAAAUGGAGAAAGCCGUCCGUUGUGGUUAUUUAUUCUUCCGCUUCACCAGCGCUGGAAAGACUUGCCCCAUGAAGAAAUUCGUUCAGCUCGGCGGCGGCCACGAGAACGGCUGUCCGCAGCUGCUGGUCUACGAGGACGAAAGGAAGUCCAUGGCGAUGAGCAACUGCCUGUGCAUGGUCCUCGGGCAGGAGGUGGAGGAGGCGAAGGGGUGGCAGGGGGAGGCGACGUGGGACCGCUUCUCCUUCAAGGUUGUUACCCGUGACUAUGAAUACAUAUUUUCUGCUGCCAGCGAGAGGGAGCGAGACACGUGGCUCGAGGAUGUAGUGAGGAUAUUUUUCCGGUCGCCGGUGGACAAGACGCAGGAUCAGGGCUCGGCUACCCAAAGCGUGAUUGAAUAUGAAAAUCCUUACAAAUAUAUGCGAAAGUUUCUGGUGACGCUAGAUGCCCGGACGUCCAAGCUGCUGGGCGCGAGCGGCUGCAUAAUGCUGUCCAUAGAGGGCUUUUACCUGACAGCCACUUAUGUUGACGGAAACAGACUGGGUCGCUUCGAUAUCUGUGAGCUUCGGCGUUACGGAUUCACGGACACCACUUUCCACCUGUCGACGGGGAGGAAGAACAUGUUCGGGGAGGGCACGUACACGUUCGUUACGCGGCAGGGGCAACAUAUUUACACCAACUGGAAGGAUGAGGUGCGCUUAGCCAAGGCGUCCGGGAGAACGAAGCCUUCACCCGGGGAGAUCGAGGCCCUCCAGCCGGACCACGACCACCCGCUCUUCACCAAGCCGGGACACACCUAUGAGAAGAACGAAGACUAUGUCGCGAAAACCUGGUCCUCGAUUGGCUAUUCCUCCUUGGACUCGUCAGACUCCUCAGGAGACGAGGAGACGGACCCCGAGAAGCCAAAGGAGCGUAGUCCAGGCAGCGCACCUCCUCCUCCACCUCCUCCUCCACGACGGUCGCAGAAAGCCCUCAGCUGGCGAGAGAGCGAGCCCCGACGCCCACGACGGUCGCAGAAAGCCCUCAGCUGGCGAGAGAGCGAGCCCCGACGCCCACGACCGGUGGUCGCAGAAAGCCCUCAGCUGGCGAGAGAGCGAGCGCCGACGCCCACGAGCCCCUUCAGAGAGUACGAGUGGCAGAUCAAGACGAUGAUGGUGCUGGAGUUGGCCAAGGAGCUGUGCAAGGGCGACCGCAGACGCUACUGCGAGGUCCUCAACCAAUUUCUGGAGAGAAACGGGAUGACGCCCCUGGAGUGGGACUCGAUAUUCGGGUCGGAGGGGCCGCUGGGCUUCGUGCCGACGGGCUCGACGUGGGACGCCUCGUCAGGGUCACCUCGAAGCAGCUGCGAGUGAAAUGCUUCCACGAUCACAAGGGCAGAAGAGAGAGAGUGAGUGAGUGAGUGAGUGAGUGAGUGAGUGAGUGAGUGAGUGAGUGAGUGAGUGAGUGAGUGAGUGAGUGAGUGAGUGAGUGAGAUGAGAGAGAGAGAGAGAGAGAGAGAGAGAGAGAGAGAGAGAGGUGAGUGAGUGAGUGAGAGAGAGAGAGUGAGUGAGUGAGUGAGUGAGUGAGAGAGAGACAGAGAGAGAGGGAGGGACGGGAGGUGUCCAUACCUUGUCUGAUCCUGAAGCUGCAGUAGUGCUCCUCAUAAAGAAAAGAACUGCACUAUCAAAACAGACAUGACACUGAGAUUGCAUUGUUGCUGAAGCUCACCUAUGCUCACCAUUAAGCCUCUCGUUGUUAUCAUUUUUUAUGUUGACUAUAUGUUUAUUCCUUCAUUGUGGGAAAUUAUUUUGAAUAUAGUUUUUGUCU